AUGAACGAAUAACCUUUCUUUAUUGGAAUGGAUGAUUUGGAUUUCUUAAAGAAUGAUGACAACAAAAAGUUUAACUGGGUAGAUUUUUCAAAUAGAGUGAUACCGUUUAUGACAGAUCUUGAAGCAAAAAAACUUGUUAGAUAAAACCUGAAAAGCUUUGAAAAGUCUAAAAUAUUAAACUCAAUUAGAGUUGAUUCAAGUUAACUCUUAAAGUCUGAGAAGAUGGAAUAAGAUGAAAAUAAUGAUAGUAGUAGACGAACUAAUGAAAGAAGAGGUCUUCUAGCCAGUCAUCUAUCUUCUAAAAACGGUGGUGACUCUAAGUUUCACAUUAAAGUAUAGAAAUAACAAAAAAUGAAAGAAAGAUUUAAUAUGAUGCAUCCUCCAUUAUAGAAAAAAGAUAUUGAAAAGAUUAAUAGAGCACAAAGAAAAUAUAGUUUAAGCAGCGAAAAAUUGAGUGGAGUGUUAUUAAAUAUGAGAAUUCUUAAAGUUUAAAGAGGACUUGAUCAAAGAAGAUAUACCAAGGCUGCCUCUAGACUUAAAGAUGAAGUGAAUCUAAUUAGAAAUGUUAAUGCAAUAUCGCUACUACAUAAAAAAAGCACUGCGAGGUUAAAUGUUGAGACAAAAAAUUAACAAAAUCCUUAAAAAAGAGGAUCGCUAAUGUUUGGAAACGGAACAGAACUUAAAUCCCCGAAUAUGGCAUCAAGGUUUAAUUAAAAAAAGAACCAGAAUAAUGUAAGGAGUCCUUCAACAUCCUCUGUAUCAGAAAAAUCAGUAUCUGAUUCAGAUCAGUAAGCUAAAAAUCUCAAAGUAGAUCCUCAGAAGAAAAAACCAAUUUCUUCUCUCAGGAAAAGUAUUAGGCAGAAGAGCAAUUCUUAAUACUCUGUUAUAAAGGCCCCUCCUAGCAGAUCUUACUCUUGCAUAUCUUCAAACUCAAAAGCAUCUCCAGCUAGUAAGAAUUAAAGCCCUACUAAAUAACAAUUCGAUGAUCAUCAAGAUAACAACUCUAGGAGAAUUAGAUUUGAUGAGAACUUCAAUCACGUUGUGAGCAUUAACGAACUGUACGAUGGAAGUAAAUUAGGUGUCAUAAGCAACCUCAAGAAGAAACUUCAGAGAACAUACACUGAUUAAAGGAAAGCGGUUCAAUAACAAUAGUCUUGGGAGAAUAUUGAUGUUGUCAUCCAAAAUACAUUAAUUCCACCAAAAAUGCAGGAGAUAACAAUGCACACAUACAAGUCUCAGAUAAUUCAUGAGCAGAAAAAAAUUGCUUAGAAAAUGAAGCUGUACGAGUCAUCUAAGAAAGACAAUUAACGUCCAGAAUUAAAGAUAAAGCUUUAAGAUCAACAGAAAAAUAUGGAAUAAACAAGCAAGUAGAAGAAAACUACAGAGAAAAAUAUGAAAAUUCUUAAGAGUGUGGAAAACAGAUUUGAAAUAAUUAAAUCUUUAUAGAAAACUAUUAAAAUGUCUAAGACCCCUUGCAUCUAAUCCAUGGCUUAAAGUGCGGUAGAUAUUUAUACGAAACAAGAUUCUAAAACUUAACUUGAAUAGCAUUAAAUGAUACAGAGGAAAAAUUCAAAGGAUAUUUCUGUUAUUCCAUGUCACUCUAGACAUUUAACUUAAAACUUUACUGGAAUAAAAACUUACAAGGAUCAGAUUUAACUUUAUAAUCAAAGUGUGAAGCAAUCUUCCUAAGGUUAGAGGCAUUAAUAUUAUGAUUCCUCUAAAUAAUUUGCUAGUAAUAUACAUUCUCCCCUAGCAAGGCUUGGUAGUGGAGCAGAUUCAAACACCAAGUUCGAACUAAACUUGAGAAUAUAGACUGCCUUAGAUAUGAGAAUAUAGACUGCCUUAGAUAACUUAGGAUCUCGUAAAAAAAGUAAAAAACGAAGAGUAAUAUCUGAGAUUCUCUCUAGUGAGAAAAUAAAAUAAAUUAAAACAUGA
Molecule: messenger RNA, 1935 nt
Organism: Stylonychia lemnae
Lineage: Eukaryota; Ciliophora; Spirotrichea; Sporadotrichida; Oxytrichidae
Source: the annotation of a GenBank genome assembly